Messenger RNA from Cladophialophora carrionii CBS 160.54, 2205 nucleotides. RefSeq lists its product as uncharacterized. Gene Ontology annotation, molecular function: protein binding. Gene Ontology annotation, biological process: protein catabolic process in the vacuole; proteasome-mediated ubiquitin-dependent protein catabolic process; protein targeting to vacuole. The transcript has 4 exons. The record is from RefSeq and is a predicted model, not a curated record. Bases 1 to 2205 code for a protein of 734 amino acids. Gene Ontology annotation, cellular component: extrinsic component of membrane; GID complex. Lineage: Eukaryota; Fungi; Ascomycota; Eurotiomycetes; Chaetothyriales; Herpotrichiellaceae.
AUGCCAACUCAUGCGCCCAAUAGGCCGUUUAGUCCUCCUGACCCCGAGAUAACCCAGAGCAAUGUCGCGUGCCCAGCUCCAUUGACUCCCCCUUCAGAUAACGGCGCGGAUGAAGACACAAGACGGUUGAGUACUCGACGGGUACCGCACGCCGACGAUGAAGUAAUCCGGCGACCCGUCAGCGACAACACCGCCGCUGGCAUGGCGUUGAUGCAGGAAGCAACUAUGUAUGCGACUGGGCCCUCACUGGAAGAAAAGAUGCAUACAGACGCUGGCAAUCGGUCAUCACUGGCAGCCGACGGGGCAGAUGACGAGGCUGGAUUCGAAAAUUGCAUCAAUGUGGAUCGCGACAUGCAGACGGAAAGACUUGAAGAGACCGUGCCCGUGGCUGAUGUCGCCCACAGCGACGAAAGAAACACCUUCAAUGGGCAGCCUGGCCUUAGCGACAGAAUGCAGUUGACGGACGCUGAACCCGACUCAGGUCUCUUGUCUCCACCGUUGAGUUGUGCUGCCGACGGCAGGACCAGCAGCUUCAACGUCUCUGGAGGCAAGCCUGGCAUACCUUCGAUUGACCAAGAACUAGAUUGGUCUAAUAACCACCUCAAGGACUGGGACUUUUCGUACCGUCGUCUCCGACCUCAGUACCCGUCGGCUACCUUUCAACCAUAUUCCAAGUUCAAAGGGACUCAGCAGUCCGACCGUCAGAUCUACAACGUCGAAGUUACCAUUUUAACAGUUGACAUCGAGCAGUCCAACAUGUCUGGCUACCUCCAGAUUUGCGGACUAACUCCCGACCAUCCCACGUUGACCACAUUUUUCACAGGCGAAAUUAUUGGGGGACCCGAUCAGAAGUACAGCUUCCGUACGGGGGAUCCCGGCUGGGGCGCAAGCGACAAGACGGAUCUUACGCACUGGGCCCGGUUUCCGGCAUGGCGACCUCUCAGUCUGCACGCGAAGCGCAACAUCAACUUUGUAUACCCAAUGAACCACGAGAACUGGUGGCAGCAAGAAUACAUCUUCAUGAGAUGGAAGGAACAUUUCCUCGUGCCAGACUACAAGCUCAAAUCGAUCCAGGGGGCAAGUUUUGAGGGCUUCUACUAUAUCUGUUUUAAUCAAAUUGAGGGGAGGGUGAGUGGAAUCUAUUUCCACUCCAAAAGCGAGAAAUAUCAACAGCUCGAGUUGAAGCACGAGGGAAAGCCGGGCGUUUGGGGCAUGGGCGGUUGCUGUGCGUCGAGACCUACGCACGACGAUGAUGUGCCCCAGGCUGGACGCCCAAGCGUGUCUCCUCCGACCCGACACACGGCCCAGGCAAUAACAUCCCAGACUGCAAUUAAUGGUGCAACAGACGACGGGCGCUCCCGCGACCUUUCGGUCCACCAAAGUCACACCUCCAGAUCAGCGCUCUCGACGCCCCGGCAGUCUGUGCAGAAUGCACAAUCCCAGCCAGGCCGACAGCCGUCUCUAGCAGACCCGUACGACCUGCCCCUCGAGCCCCCAACACCAUGGAAGAGCAAGAAGCGCACGUGGACGCGCUCGCAGCUGCUGAGAGAAAGGUACGAGUUCUUCGAGACCCGCGUCACGGGCCACAAAGAGGUGUGGAACGGCUUGAAACAAGCGAUCGAAUGUCUGCGCGAAGGAGAUCUGGCCGACGCGCAGGGCAUUUUGUCAGCCAUGUCCGUAACACUGCCGACGGGGAAACUGGAGGACGGCGCAUACGACGAGCACGGCAAUCUCUACAAGAUCCCCCAGGCCGUCAUCUCCGAUCCUGAUGACGUGGUCGAAGACAUGAACGACAUAGAUUCCCAGACCGUGACGGGCGCGAGUGAUUUGGACGCCAUCGCCGCCAAGUUGGAGGUAACCGACCCUGGGGCCGGCGACCCGCUCAGCCAGGGCAAGCAGACUUCUGCCGCAGAGGCCAAGGCCAAGGCCGUCAAAGGCAAGACGGCCGUGCGCGACGCCGUCAAAGUCCGAUGCCGCCUCAGCGACCGCGGAAGCCCAGAGUGCGAUGUCACGGUUGUGCUGGGCCGGAGCGAGAGGGUGGCUCUGUUGUCUGACAGAGUUGGCGUUGAGAGAGAUAUCCCCAGCAGAGCGAGACUCCGAUUCGCGUAUCUAGGCAAGAUGUUGGACGCCACCAAGACCCUGGAGGAACAAGGCUUCAGAGAAGGCGACGUCAUCCAGGUCUUGGUGGUAGGCAACUGGAAAUGA